Messenger RNA from Prorocentrum cordatum, 341 nucleotides. The record is from the annotation of a GenBank genome assembly. NCBI's taxonomy places the organism in Eukaryota, Dinophyceae, Prorocentrales, Prorocentraceae.
GCUCGCAGCACACCGACUGCGUGGUCACGGAGGACGCGGGCGUGGCCGAGGCCUUCAUGCGGCGGGUGGACUCCGCGGGCGUCUACCACAACGCCUCCACGCGCUUCGCGGACGGCUUCCGCUACGGCUUCGGCGCCGAGGUGGGCAUCUCCACAAACCGCGUGCACGCCCGGGGCCCCGUGGGCCUCGAGGGCCUCGUGAUCCACAAGUACCGGCUCUACGGCGACGGCCACACCGUCGCGGAGUUCGGCGGCCCCGAGCCGCGGCGCCGCUUCGCGCACGAGCGGUUGCAGGGGGCGACAUGCGUGGACGACCUCGCCCGCAAAGCGGCUGGCAGCUGA